UGAGUGUUGUUGAUAGAAAAGGGAGUCCUUAUCUUGCAUUGUUUAGGUCUUCGACGUGAGAGUUACCAUUUGCUCCCAACACUGAGCUUAAACGAGCUUCACAAAGAUGAAUCGGGAAAGGUUGAUGAAGAUGGCCGGUUCAGUUAGAACUGGAGGAAAGGGUACCGUGAGAAGAAAGAAGAAGGCCGUCCACAAGACAACAACCACAGAUGACAAAAGGCUUCAGAGCACCUUGAAGAGAAUAGGUGUCAAUGCCAUCCCUGCGAUUGAGGAGGUCAAUAUCUUUAAGGAUGAUGUAGUUAUCCAGUUUCUAAAUCCCAAAGUGCAAGCAUCCAUUGCCGCCAAUACUUGGGUUGUCAGUGGUUCUCCGCAAACAAAGAAGUUGCAGGAUAUACUCCCUAGCAUUAUCCACCAAUUAGGGCCAGAUAACUUGGAAAACCUGAAGAAGUUAGCCGAGCAAUUUCAGAAGCAGGCUCCUGAAGGAGGUGCUGGUCCAGCCACAGCACAAGAGGAUAACGAUGAUGAUGUUCCAGACCUUGUUCCUGGACAAGAUUUUGAGACAGCUGCUGAGGAGGCCAAGGCUUCUUAGAGUGUUUUUGUUUUUGUGCCAUUGUUAUAUAUCUCCUGUGUUUUUAAUUUUUUUUUCCUGAUUUUCCAUUUUAAGUAUUUCAGAUAUUCAGUUAUCCUGUCAUAUACUUUAAAUAGUUGAAAUACUCUAUUAAACCUGCCUUCCUGAAUCUAACUAGGUAUUCUUGACUGAAUCUGCCAACUUCCACUAAUAAAUCGACAUUAUUAGUGGUUCGGUAGUUAGUAUCAGGGGUAUUCAAAUCAUGGCCUGGUUACUAAUUUGGCUUAAUUUUAAGUUGAUUUUGAUGGUUGAGUUCUAAAAUUUAGAUACCAUGUA
Molecule: messenger RNA, 904 nt
Organism: Cajanus cajan (pigeon pea)
Lineage: Eukaryota; Viridiplantae; Streptophyta; Magnoliopsida; Fabales; Fabaceae
Product: nascent polypeptide-associated complex subunit beta
Source: RefSeq, a predicted model, not a curated record